Puntigrus tetrazona (Sumatra barb) is the source of this 5945-nucleotide messenger RNA. RefSeq names its product NPHS1 adhesion molecule, nephrin (gene nphs1). Gene Ontology annotation, cellular component: cell-cell junction. Lineage: Eukaryota; Metazoa; Chordata; Actinopteri; Cypriniformes; Cyprinidae. Gene Ontology annotation, molecular function: cell adhesion molecule binding. The coding region runs from base 749 to 4471 and encodes 1240 amino acids. Gene Ontology annotation, biological process: cell-cell adhesion. The transcript is spliced from 31 exons. The record is from RefSeq and is a predicted model, not a curated record.
GUUCAGUAUAUAAAAUAAAGCGAAUAGUCUGUGCCGUAUAUAUUAUGCAUGAGCAUAAAUGUUACAAAACUGGUGACUGUGGAGACUGCUGCGUUCACUUCGGUGUCGACAAAGGUACCGAGGUCCCUCAACAUAGAAACAAAGCAAGAAAGAGCUAGAAAGGAAAACCUCUGAGUUGUUCUAGAUGUAGUCCAUUAGAAAGGCCGUGUCCUGUGUGUCGCAUCCUUCUGUAGCUCCGUUAAAGCUCAUUAAAUGCUCGCUAAUGGCUGAAUAUGAUGAGACCAAGGGGCAGAGGCCGAGCGUGAGAUGGAGUGCCACGUUACAAGGGUUCCUCGGCAUUUUUGCAGUCAGCAGUUUGCGCGUCACCUCAUCUCAUUCCUAUUCACUCAUCCUCCCUGUUUUCACUCCUCCAUUUCUGUCAGGUUGUUAAGAAAGCGUCAGGAGGAGGGGAGCCCCACUAGCGUUUCCUCCGCAGAGCUGGUUGAACGUCUUCAGAAAGAAGCUCCAGAUGAGGCGAGACAAAGGCGAGCGGUGAGGCUCAACAGGUACUUGUUUGUCUUUGGGGACGGUGGAGAAGGGAGGUUAGACAGGCCUGAAGAACAUCUCAUUAAAGACCUGGACAGGAAUCGCUGAGUCAUUCAGAAGAGCUUCAGACUCCAGACAUAACUUCGAACCCUCUUCACAUCUCCCUGACAGAGCUCCGACGCACCAAAAUAAGAUUUGUUUUGGCGGCGUGUGAUUGGAGGAGAUGGGUUUCUGGUUUUCGCUCCUCCUCGCAAGUGCUUGGGUUUUUCUUCGGAUGGAGUUACGAGGUGUGUGUGGGCAGCAGGCAUUCAAGACAGAGCCACGUAAUGUGACGGUCAGGGCGGGGGCCACAGCUCUGCUGAAGUGUGAAGUGCUGAGGGCCUCAGGGGCCGUGCAGUGGGUUAAAGACGGGCUGCUCCUGGGACCUCAGAGAUCGCUGCCUGGCUACCCACGCUACAGCAUGACAGGAGACCAGCAGAAAGGCCAGUACCAUAUUCAGAUUGUCGAUGUGAGCUUAGAAGACGACGGCCCCUACGAGUGCCAAGUGGGCCGCUCUGUGAGCAGUCGCGCCAUCGUGUCCCGUACAUCCUGGCUCAAUGUGCAGAUCCCGCCCUCACAGCCGUACAUCCAGCUGGAGUCUGAUGAGCCGUGGGUGGAGGGAGACGAAUACACGGUGACCUGCAUCGCUCCUGAUGCAAAACCUCCUGCGGAAAUCACCAUGUUCAGAGAUGGAGAGGAGCUGACGGAAACCAGUUCUUUCACAAUGUCAGGCUCACAGGAUAAACUUCAGAACACUCACGCUGAAGUCGUCAUCAGGGCACGAAGUUCAGACAACGCACGGCAGCUGACGUGUCGAGCGAAGAACCCAGCCUCCCCUCGGGUCCUCGAGACUCACGUGACCAUGAGUGUAUACUUUCCCCCGCAGGCUCCUGUGAUCAUGGGAUUAGAAAAUGAAGAGCUCAAAGCUGGUUCCUUUGUCAGGGUGGUGUGCAUGUCAUACGGGGGCAACCCGCUGGCCACUCUGCAUUGGACUAAGAACGGAGAGGUCCUGUCUACUAGCUGGGAGGAGGACAUUGUGUCACGUCACUCCAGUAGUGUGUUGAAAAUGGUGGUAAAGCCAGAGGACAAUCAUGCUGUGCUGCGGUGCGAGAGCGUCAACCAAGUGUCUACUUCACCGAUGUCCCUCACACGUUCUCUCACUGUCCUUUUUGAGCCAACCGAGAUAACGUUACUGGGUUCAUUUGAAGCCACAGAGGGAGAGGAGAUCAAUCUGUCCUGUUACACUUCCUCUAGUAAUCCUCCGGUCCACAUUCGCUGGUGGCUUGGGUUCAAGGAGCUCAACAGAACGAAUGUUACCAUCUCUGAGGGGUAUAAUGGUGGAAUGAUGACAGUGUCUAACUUAACACAUAAAGUCUCACGUGAGGACAAUGGUCUUUCUCUCACUUGCGAGGCGUUCAACAAAGGCACCCGCUUCUCUGGCGUUCGGUCUGAAGAGCUCAUUGUUUACUAUCCUCCUCAGAAGGUGUGGUUAGAUGCUCCUCCACCAAAUGUUUUCUUGCACUCUGGUUCAGUUCUUCGUUUGGUCUGUUUCUCCAGUGGUGGGAAUCCCACAGGUCAGCUGGUCUGGUUGAAGAACAAUAAAGUCGUGCAGACCGCAUCUAAGCAGGUGUCUUCAGAGCGUGGUGUGUCACGAGAGCUGCUUCUCAUCCUCCAGCCCAGCGACAAUCUGGCCACCUACCGCUGUGACUCCUCCAACAAAGCCAAGAAAGUUCUGUCCACCCAAACCAAACUCAGGGUUCUGUUUCCAGCAAUAAGCGUGAAGAUCGUGGCCAAGCAGCAGGAGCUACGCAGUGGUCAGAUGCUGGACCUGGACUGCCUGGCCGGAAGCAGCAAUCCCACUGCAAAUAUCAGCUGGAGUCUGGGCCCCACCAUUCUGAAGGGAGUUGACCAGGCUCCUAAAAAGGCAGAAUUUGGUGGGAUGUCCCGAACCAGUAAGCUGUCCCUCGCUCUUGACUCCCAUCACUGGAAGAAAAGGAUCACCUGUCAUGUUUUCAGCAAUGUGCUGUCUGAGGGUGUCAACAACUUCUACACUCUCAAUGUGCUCUUUCCUCCGGAGUUUUCGGAUGAGCAGCCCGAUGAGGUCCAGGUCACCGAGGAUGAAACGGCCACGCUUCCCGCCAAAGUCUUGGGCAAUCCGGACGAAAUCACCUGCGAGUGGAUUUUUCAGGGCGAGAAGCUGUUGAAAGAAAGAGAUCCUCGUUAUCACUUCGACGACUGGACCCUGGAAAUCGUCAACGUUUCUCGGCGAGACGGGGGCGAUUACAUCAUUGAGUGUUCCAAUGCUGAGGGGAAGAACCGCACAAAGCUCAAGCUGGAUGUACAGUAUGCCCCUACUGUUCAUAUGAAGUCUGAUCCCGUGUACGUGAACUUGGGAGACACGGCUGACUUACUGUGUGUCGCUGACGCCAACCCCAUCACCUACAGUAUGUUUUCCUGGAAGUGGAUGGGUGAAGGGGAAGUGGAUGAUCUGGGAGAGCAGAGUGAAGAUGAAGGCACCGGUUUGUUAACUAUAUACAAGGUGACUCGUGAGCAGGCAGGUCUUUACGAGUGUACUGCAGACAAUGGCAUAUCUCCUCCUGGAAGCGUGGAAGGACAGCUCAUCGUACGCUUUGCUCCAGAGCUUCAGAAGGGGCCGCAGUGGAGGAAGGUGGCCAGCCGGGGGGACGGCAGCAAUGAUGCAAAUGUAGUUUGUCAGGCACAAGGUGUUCCUCGUGUCCACUUCAUCUGGACAAAAAAUGCAUUUCCUUUAGACCUUGGCAACCCCAGGUAUGAGGAGAAGACGGAGGUGACAGGAACCGUCCACAACAGCAUUCUGACCGUUAUAAACGUGAGCGCAGCUUUGGACUACGCCAUCUUCACCUGCACCGCCCGCAACAGCAUGGGAGAGGACUCUCUAGACAUCCAGCUCCUCAGCACCAACCACCCCGAUCCCCCAUCAGACCUGAAGCUGCUCCGUGUCGACCAAAACGCCGUCACUCUGGAAUGGAUGCCCGGAUUUGAUGGUGGUUUGACACAAAACUUCCGUGUCAGGUACCGGUGGGCGGGAUCAGUGAGUUUCAUGUACGUGGACGUGUUUCCUCCGACGGCCACUGUUUAUACAGUCACAGGCCUCAACCCUUCCACCACGUACAACUUUUCGGUCAACGCUAUCAAUACAAUGGGAGAGAGCAGCUAUGCAGACAGCAACAAAAUACUGACGGUCACCACUGCCGAUGCGAAGGAAGCGGUUGAUGGGGUCUCCCCAGCAGACCCGGACUCGGCUCUUGCAGGUCGCGGUCUUCCUGUCUACGUGGUGGUGAUCCUGGUUGUGGGUGGUCUUCUAUUGUUGCUAAACCCUCUGAGCUGCUUUCUAUUGGCCAAAUGGAAAAGGGGGCGGAGCCUGAAAGAGGACACAGGGAGCGUUUCGCAGGAGACCAAAAGCGAGGAGCAGAGGUCCACAGCGAGCGGCUCAACACGCUAUGCGAGCAGAGAGCUUAUCAACGCCUCGGCACAGCGAACGCUCCUCAUCGACAGCAGCUCUGAGCCUGACAGCAGCGUCUAUGAGAGCUACGGACGGCAGGAGAGUACUCAUUAUUACUACCCAACAGAGGUAUACAGUCCUGCCCUGUUCACUCACCUCGAAGGCCCUGAGGAUCAUGAUGGCAGACACGACACGAACCCUCUCGCUCACGACUAUGAGGAGGUGAGAGGCUGCGGGACCUACGAGGACCUGCAGGGCUACUCACUGCUGCCCCCUGCUGCCCAACUUCAUCCACGAGCCCCAGUAUCCAGCUUCUACGAGGGAAGAGCGUACGGUAAAGCCGAUGUGGACGUUUAUGAUUCUAUGGUGUACAGACGCAGAAGAGACACAGACUUGCCAUUUGAGCUCAGAGGGGAGCUGGUUUAAUAAUAGCAAGGCUGGUGUGUGCUCUAGUCUAGACCAGCUCUAUUCCGAGUUUGAGUUAAAACAUUUUCCCUUUUACUGUUUCUGUUUGUCUAAAAUAUGUUGGCUUUUUUCUUUUUGCAUUUCAAAUUGACUACAAAUGUUGAAAUUGCUAAAUGAAUGAUUAAAUUGUUUUUAAUUUAGUCUAAAUUAGAAGUUGUUGUUUUUUUUGUUUGCGUUUUUUUUUUUUACAUCGGCUGUAGCCACACAAUGUUUCUUUUUAGCAAAUCAGUUUUUUAUGCUCUCCAAGGUUGCAUUUAUUUGAACAAAAAUACAGUAAAAAAAUUGUAAUAUUGUGAAAUAUUAUUACAGUUUAAAAGAACUGUUUUCCAUUUGAAUAUAUUGUAAAACGCAAUUCAUUUCUUUGACGCAAAGCUGAGUUUUCUGGAAGUUUUGAAAGCUCAAAAGAACAACAUUUAUUUGAAAUUGAUAUUUUUUUGUAUUUUUUUUUCCCUGUCCUUAACUACAUUUAAAUGGUCUACUAAAUUUUUAAAUGCAAUACAUUUAUUUUAAAAACUGAGCCCUGUAGUGUUUGUCUAAGCAAGUUAAACUAUAGAGGAAAGGCUUUUUCCAUCGGCGUACAUGAUUUUUAAAAAUGAGUCCAUUUAUGCAUGUUAAUAUCAAUUACUAUAGCAAUAACAAUGUGCAAUUACAAGCUACUCUAGUGAUUGCAGAUUCAGUCAUUAAUUUGUAUUACUGGGGUCUUAAUUAUGAAUUUAGAUGUUAUGUAAAGCGUGACCCUUUCUGAGGCCUAGUUUAGAAUUGAUCAAGUUUUGUUAACUACCUUCUAAAAAAAACAAAAAAACAAUAGUAAUAAUAAUCUGAUAAGAACACAAUUAUGUAAGGCAAGUUUACAAGCCAUGAGGUACUACCAUACAUGCUAUUAUUUAUCCUGAGCUUAAUGGUUUUUCCUGAUGGCAUGUAUUCCUCUUGGGAUUCCUGGAAAGUGUGGAGCUUUUGUCCCAGGAGGAAGUCUUUGAAUGUGAGAACAGGGAUAAAAGUCUUGAAUCCUUGAGUCUGAGGAAGCAGACAACAAUAACAACAGCGGCAGCCUUCAGUGAUACACAUUUGUGUUAUUGUCAUGUAUAUGUCAUCACAAGAAGUUAAACAGGGAAUCUAGGCAAAGGCUAAAUUUUUUAUUGGCCUGAGACAAGAUUGCCGGCUUGGGAAAGAAAAAGGUUGCCUGAAAGAGAUUGUUCACCCAAAAACUACAAUUCUGUCAUCAUUUAUUCCCCUACAUGUCAUUUUUUUUUCUGUGAGAAACUAUGUUGCAUAAUGUUCAUGUUGCACUUUUCCAUAUAACAGUAAAAAUGCCUGUCAAGCCCCAAAGACUUAAAAUACAGCUUACAUUCUAAAGGUUAUUUGUAAAUAUUACAAUAAAAAUAAAACCACUACCUUAAAGGGACAGUCCACCAUUAAUUACUCACCCUCAUUUCGU